Messenger RNA from Aphanomyces invadans, 1170 nucleotides. RefSeq lists its product as hypothetical. Gene Ontology annotation, biological process: protein localization involved in establishment of planar polarity. Gene Ontology annotation, cellular component: cytoplasm; cilium. Lineage: Eukaryota; Oomycota; Saprolegniomycetes; Saprolegniales; Verrucalvaceae. The transcript is spliced from 8 exons. Bases 1 to 1170 code for a protein of 389 amino acids. The record is from RefSeq and is a predicted model, not a curated record.
AUGCAAUGGUGGCUGCAGGAAGCGUGGCUGGGGGUGGAAAAGUCGGAGUCCCAGCAAUGCCAAGCGAUUGUGUCGUUGAAGCAAGCAAGAGGGGUCCCGACACCGUACGACAAGCGGCAGCAAGAUGUGGUCGGUCGGAAAGUCCGCGUAUGCUUUUUCGACGUCGGGGACGUUUCCGGAACGGUCGCUGCGUCCAACAUCCGCCCGAUGCAUGGCAACAUUGUGGGCAACAUUCACGAGAUACCCGUCGCGUGGCACAAGAGUGAAGAAGAUGUGUGGAACUUUUCCAAGUCGUCAACGAAAGCCGACGACUACAAAUUCAUUAUGCGCACGAACGCCCCCAAGGACGACCUAUUCUUGUUCAUCGAGUUUAUCGUGGACUUGGUCAGCGAUUCAGCAACGGAACUGAAGCGCCAAGAGCGCAAGCAGGCGAAACCCACGGGUGUCUCGCCGUCGUCGGAGACGAUUGAAAUGACGUGCUGCUGGGCCAAAGUACCGCUUGUGAACUUGCUAUCGUCCACCGUCGACAUCAUUCGGUUGGAGGAACCGCUGUAUGGUGGUACCAUCCUGAACCCUGUCGAGCUGGACGAAGACGAGAUUUCCAGGCGACGCUAUGGGUGGCGAGCGAUUGCCAAGGCGCUGAAGCCGUACACCCCGCCAAAAUUGUCGAUCAAGAGUUUGCAAAUCCCAAAAUUGAGUGCCCAGGAGAAGCUACAGAUCGCGCAAUUACCAGCGACGGUCGUUGUUCCCUACAGCGCCGUCCCGAUUUUGCAAGAUUACAUGCACUUGAUGGUGUCUGUGUUGUCGAAUCCGCAAAGCGCUUCAUCCGUCCACACUUGCGAACCAGCCCUCAAGCUCUUUCCCAAGAUUCUGGACGACCAUAUUGCGUACGAGGCCUUUCGCGCAGUGUUUGACAGCGACAUGCGCGGUCCAUUCAAGACGCCCGCCGAUCGAGUCGAGCGAUUCGGUGACUUGGUGCUCCGAAUGUGGCCAGCGUUUAUUGUGCCCAAACCACGUAUCACCGACGACGAGACCAAAGAGAGCGAAUCCAAAGACGAACGCGCCAAGUACUUGACCAGCAUGGCCAAAGGAAAAUACGGUCUUCGCGAUGUCAAAGACACAAGUGUGCCGUUCCAUGUGCGCGAAGUGUCGUUCCAGAGGUUAAUAUAA